Calidris pugnax (ruff) is the source of this 1886-nucleotide messenger RNA. RefSeq names its product ubiquilin-1-like. Bases 86 to 1849 code for a protein of 587 amino acids. Gene Ontology annotation, molecular function: polyubiquitin modification-dependent protein binding. Gene Ontology annotation, cellular component: cytosol. The transcript has 2 exons. The record is from RefSeq and is a predicted model, not a curated record. Lineage: Eukaryota; Metazoa; Chordata; Aves; Charadriiformes; Scolopacidae. Gene Ontology annotation, biological process: ubiquitin-dependent protein catabolic process.
UGGAGGGACUGCUGGGGUGGUGAGCAAGCAGAGCACCUGCGCAACAUCUGGCUGGGCAAACCGCAGUCCUGGUCUCAGAGCUACCAUGUCUGGAAGCAAAGGGGUGAAGAAGACUAGUCAACCUGUUGUCACCAUGGAUCCCUCAAACAUCAUCAAAGUCACUGUGAAGACCCUCAAGCAGAAGGAACAGUUUGAGGUUGCUCAGAGCAGCACCAUCCAGGAGUUCAAAGAAGAAGUUGCCAAGCGUUUUAAAACACUCCCUGGUCUUCUGGUCCUGAUAUUUGCUGGGAAGAUCCUCAAGGAUCAAGACACUUUGAGCCAGCAUGGAGUUAACAGCGGGGUCAGCAUCCAUGUGGUCAUCAGGUCCCAAAAGAGGCCACAGGAGAGCCAGGCAGAUCAAGGAAAUGCAACCACCCUGGUGGGACCUCCCAGCCACAGUGAUUCCAACUUAUUCUACUUGGGAAGCACACCUGAUCUGCGAGGCACAUACUUGAUCCAUCAUAGCUUGUCUAGGCUGUUGAUUUCCAGCCAGGAAAUAGUAGCUGAGACCAUGGAGGACCUCUUGUUAAAGAUCCUCACCUCUGGCCUGGAUGUGAACACCAUCAACAACAAUCCGUUUUUGCUGGGCUUCCUCCUUGGGGCUACAGGGGCAUAUCUCAUAGGCCUGGACCAAAAGGACGUGACGGACUUGAUGAGUAGCAUUCAAGAGGAAGAUGUGAAUGCCUUGCUAAGUGAGAUGAUACAGAACACCCUGGCACAGAAUGACCUUGACCGUGUCGAUCUCGUCAGGAAUCUCAUCAUGUCCAACCCUCAGAUGCAGCAGUUGACUGAGGAAAAUCCCGAGAUCGGUCGGAUUCUCACCAACACCAUCAGAGAAAUACUAGAGGCCCCCAACAAUCCUGCCGUGAUGCAAGAGAUGAUAAGGAACCGCGAUGUGGCCAUAAGCAACUUGGAAAGCAACCCUGGUAUGUACAGUACUCUGGAACAGCUAUACAGGGAAUUUGAGGAGCCCAUCCUCAACGCUCUGCAGGCCCAGCUGGGCAACAACCCCUUUGAGUCCUUGGACAGUCACCCCCCACCGAGUGGAGCCAGGCUACCAGCCCAUACCGAAAACUGCAGGCCCUUGCCCAACCCCUGGGCUCUGCAGUCGGACAGCAUCAGCGAUAACGCUGAUGACCAUGAUGGCCAAUUGACCAGCAGCAGCGAAGACGACGGUUUUGCCAUCCCGACCCUGGAUGCCGCGGCAGACGCAGCAGUUCCCAUCUCGGGGGGGGUUCAGAGCAUGGUCCAGCAGAUAACGGAAAACGCAGAACUCAUGCAAAACCUGGAGAGUGCGUUAACGAACCCCAACAGCCCGGUGCAGAGGCUGCUGAGCAGCCUUCACAUCUCAAGUGAUAGGAGUUCUCCACCUCAAGACCAGUGGGAGCAGCCGCUGCCACCGGAGAUGGAGGAUGCCGAGAUUUCCUCCUUGCUGAGGAACCCCAGGGCGCUGCGGGCGCUGCUGCAGAUCCAGCUGGGGCUGCAGACCCUCUCCAUAGAGGUCCCAGACUUCAUACUGAGUUUGAAGAGCUCGGGGGUGGACCUGGAGAGCAUGGAGGACUCGGCUCAAAGUAGCGAGUGUGAGGAGGAGGAUGAGGUUUUGAUGUCAGAUGAGUGUGAAGAAGAAAGUCAGAUGGUGACGGAUGAUGAGGUGCCACAGGCCAGGUUUGAGGGAAAAAUGGAGCAGCUCGUUGCCAUGGGCUUCCAGGACCAGGGUGCAAACCUGCAGGCACUGAUCGAUGCUGAGGGUGAUGUCAGCGCAGCAGCCGAAAUACUGGCGAAAGGACCACCACCCAAGGAGACACCAUAAGGGGGGUUGGUCCGAUCCCAGCAGUUCCAGUCCCUCC